Messenger RNA from Drosophila novamexicana, 741 nucleotides. RefSeq names its product NADH dehydrogenase [ubiquinone] iron-sulfur protein 4, mitochondrial (gene ND-18). Lineage: Eukaryota; Metazoa; Arthropoda; Insecta; Diptera; Drosophilidae. The record is from RefSeq and is a predicted model, not a curated record. Bases 105 to 635 code for a protein of 176 amino acids. Gene Ontology annotation, biological process: electron transport chain. The transcript has 3 exons.
ACAGCUGUCAACAACAAAAAAAUACUCAUUUUUUUGUGAACGCUUCUGUUCGAAAAUUUUUACGUAAUUUCUAUUGUGAUUGUUUUAAACAGAAACAAGCGAAAAUGUCGCUAAUCCGUCAGGUGUUGUGCCGCACAGCGCCCACAAUGCAGCUCACCGCUCGUCGCUGGGCAUCCGCACAGGAUGUGGCGCCCAUUGAUCCGAACACGGCGCUGGCACGCCCCGAGGAGUUGGAGCAGCGCAACAAGCUGAGCGGCAAGAUAACGGUGCCCGUUGACGUCAAUCUCGGACCCAUAUCGGGCGUGCCCGCCGAGCAGCUGAAGGAGCGCCGCGUCCGCAUCCAUAUACCGCCCAAGAAUGCCAUGCAGAGCGGCACAGACAACGUGAACACCUGGCUAAUUGAGUUCGACAAUCGCGAACGCUGGGAGAACCCGCUCAUGGGCUGGGCCUCCACCGGCGAUCCAUUGUCCAAUUUGAAUGUGCAGUUUGGCACCAAGGAGGAGGCCAUCACCUAUUGCGAGCGCAACGGCUGGAGCUGGUACGUGGACGGCGAGCUGAAGCCCAAGAAGGAGCGCGUCAAGAACUACGGCAUCAACUUCUCCUGGAACAAGCGCACGCGCGUCUCCACCAAGUGAAUGGCAGGCGUCGCCGUCGCCUCCAAAUGGCAGCAGAAAAUUGCGUCUUCUAUAUAAUUUAAUUGCCUUUUUUUUCGCUUACAUUAAAACUAAAGCCCAAACUUAA